AUGUCGCAACUGCCCAACGGGCUCAUCACCUUUGGCCCCUUGGCCAACUGCACACUCGAUCUCUGUCCUCUCGAGGCCAGUCUCUUGCGAUAUCGGCCCAGCAUCCCCGCCACCGCCGUCUUCAUCGCCAUCUUUGGACUGUCAAUGCUUGUCCACGCCUUUCAGGGUUACAAGUUCAAGACCUGGGGCUUCAUGUCGAGCAUGAUAGCUGGAUGCAUUCUCGAGAUCAUUGGUUACGCCGGGCGUCUCAUCAUCUACAACAACCCCUUCGACUUUAAUGGGUUCUUGAUGCAGAUCAUUUGCAUCACUGUAGCACCCGUUUUCUUUUCCGCCGCCAUUUAUGUUCUCCUGUCGCAAGUCAUCAACUUCGUUGAUCCAUCUGUCUCGCGAUUCCCAGCAGCUUACUUCUACUGGGUCUUUAUCCCCUCUGAUAUCAUCUCACUCGUCCUGCAAGCGGUGGGCGGUGCCUUAUCUUCCACUGGUGCAGACAGAGCUGCCGUCAAGGUUGGCGAGCACAUCUCCCUUGCCGGCCUCAUCUUCCAGGUCGUCACUCUCAUCUGCUUCUGCACUCUCUUCGCCGACUACGUCGCUAGGGCUGCUCGCUCGCCCUCCAAGUACCGACUUAACAAGUCCAUGAGGACUUUCCUCUUCUUCCUCUUCCUCUCCACCGUCUUCAUCCUCAUCCGAUGCGCCUACCGUAUUGCCGAGUUGGGCCAGGGUUAUUUCAGUGCCCUCUUCCGAGACGAGGGCCUCUUCAUCGGCCUCGAAUCUUGCAUGAUGUGCGUUGCUGUUCUCCUUCUGAACGCUGGCCACCCUGGAUACGCCUUUGACCACGGGGAAGCAGCCGUCCAUGAGAAGGACCCCCCCUUCGAGUCACUGGCAAACGAGACCAACGAGGAUAUGUCUAUGUCAAGCCUCGACCCUGCCCAAAGGAACCAAAGCUGAAGGAACCUUGAUUGUUCGACGACCCCGACCACUCGAGGUCAAUGGUGAAAAGUACGACUCCGUACAGACUGUUUCAUUUGAAAGAUAGCGUUGGAAUAUUGGUUUCCCAGAAUCCCAGACGUCGCUUAUCAGCACGUCGUUGGAUCCUGUCAAGGCGUUGUGGCGUUCUUUGGCAAUGUCCGAUACGUAAAAGGGCAUAUACUCGCACUCGCAAGCAUCCGUAGGUAGAUUGGUAUAUAGAUCUCAUUAUUCUCGCCAAUACCAUGUCCUACCCC
This is a messenger RNA of Fusarium vanettenii 77-13-4, 1220 nucleotides long. RefSeq lists its product as uncharacterized. The record is from RefSeq and is a predicted model, not a curated record. Gene Ontology annotation, cellular component: fungal-type vacuole; plasma membrane. The transcript is spliced from 4 exons. Lineage: Eukaryota; Fungi; Ascomycota; Sordariomycetes; Hypocreales; Nectriaceae. Bases 1 to 945 code for a protein of 314 amino acids.